ACUUUUCAACUGUCAACUGCUAAACGAAUCGAGAGAAGAAGCUCGAUAUUUUUUCGCAAUCCUCCUCCGUGUGUCGUACGCGUUCCGUUGCGCGUUUCAUUUGCAUAUAUUCUCCUGUGUGUGUCGUCGUCGGUCGCGGGAGUACCGUUUUUCGUUUUUUCGCUCCGUUUUUCAACCCAGCGGAAGAAAGGUACCCCUUGUAAGCCUAGCAGAGUCUAGACAAUAAAUGUGAGUAGUUCGGCGCAGCAGUUCCCCUAAUUCCCGUAGUGUGGUGGCCAUUCCGUCAACCUCCCGCGCGAUAACUGCGUAGUCAGCGAACCAAUUACCAUUCCCCGCCCUCGCUGCGGUCACCCCCUCGUACAAAAGAACUAGGCUUGCACCCGGACGACAGGAGGAAUAAGAAUCAGCCCCCCUCUCCCUGCUGGCAAGAGGAAGAAGCGCGCAGAGAUAACAACAAUCGGCGGGGCCUUGAAUCGUCGACAGUGGCGCCGCCGCCCCGGGGGCAAUUGUUGACCAGCAGCGUUAGUCAUCACCGUCAUCACCUUGUUGAAGAAGCUAUGAGCUGCGCGGUUGACCGCUGAAGAUUUUAAGCAGAAAAGACAACUUGCAGGAAGUUCCCUCGUAGAAGAGUAGCGAGAAUCCGGAUUCACCGUAGAAUCAGCAGAAAUAAACCAAUCGCAGUACAUCCCACAAACCAGCUAGCAACAAAAUGGGCCAGACACUGUCGGAGCCGGAAACGUCGAAGGAGUCGGCGUUCUGCCAGAACGACUACUACAAGGUCGGCUCGAGCUGCAUGCAGGGCUGGCGCAUCCACAUGGAGGACUCGCACACGCACAUCCUGUCGCUGCCGGACGACCCGGGCACGGCGUUCUUCGCGGUGUACGAUGGCCACGGUGGGGCGAACAUUGCGCAGCACGCCGGCAAGCACCUGCACAAGUACGUGACGCGGCGACCCGAGUACGGGAGCGACAUGCGGAAGGCGUUGCAGCGGGGCUUUUUGGACAUUGACGAGGCCAUGCUGAACGACGACUCGCUGAAGGAGCAGAUGGCGGGUUCGACGGCGGUGACGGUGCUGGUGAAGAGCGAUCGGUUGUACUGUGCUAAUGCGGGCGAUUCGAGGGCGAUCGCUUGCGUUGGGGGGAAGUUGGACGUGCUGUCGUUUGACCACAAGCCGAACAAUACGAACGAGCUGGAGAGGAUAAAGAAGGCGGGUGGGUACGUGGAGUACAACAGGGUGAACGGAUAUUUGGCACUUUCGCGGGCACUCGGAGAUUUUAGCUUGAAGCGCAACUCGAACGUACUGCCGGAGGAGCAGGUUGUGACGGCGUGGCCGGACAUUGAGGAGCGGGUUGUGAACGACGAGUGGCAGUUUAUGGUGAUUGCGUGCGACGGCAUUUGGGACGUGCUGCCGAGCCAGUCGGUGAUGGAGUUUGUGCAGGCGGAGAUCGCGCAAGGAAUUUACCCGCAGAACAUUUGCGAGAACCUGAUGACGCGCUGCCUGGCGCCGGACUGUCAGAUGGGUGGAAUCGGCGGCGACAACAUGACGGUGAUCAUCGUGUGCUUUCUGCACGGCCGACCGUACGAAGACCUGGUGAACAAGUGCAAGGAACAGGUCGCGGAGAUGAACCGCAAGAUGGAGGCCAUGUUCAUCGACAACGAUCACCAGUCGCCGGCCACGUCGGCCAGCUCGAAGGACCCGGCGACGGAAAACGAAGACGAGAAUGUCCCCUCGCCGCUGACGUCCCCGGAACAUUCGCCCAAGGCCAGCAGCGAAAAGACAAAGCCCCCGAAAGGCCAGGACGGCGCCGGCGGACAGUCCUCGGAGGACGACACGAGCGAGGAACUCGAUCUCAAAUAAGGUUCGGACUGUGUGUAGAGCUCCGUUGUGUCUUGUCGUUGGUGGUUCCUUCCAAAAAAGAAAAAAAAAAAACAAAAACUCUUGUGAAUGCCUGUAGGUUGUUAUUGUGUCUAUUGUUUUCUUUUUUAAACCAUACUCUAUAGAACAAACGCGUAUAUUAAAAUAGUAGCUGUGUAAACUGUCUAAAUUUUCCAAAACUCAAACAGACAUCGUUUGCUCAUCAUCCCCCAUGUUCUGCUUAAGUUAAUCGUAACCGUAGAGUGUGUAACUUGGUGUAGUUUACAAAUUAGUGAUUAGCACGUUGUGAGGCCGACCCCUAACGGUGGUUUCGCAGUAAAUUCCUUUAAUUUUUUUUUUGUUUACACAAGACAGAGCGCGUUCUCGCCGAGCAGGAGAGGUUAAAGCUUUAUUUUUUAUUACUCAUCAUUGUAGAUAUCCUGUGUUAGCAAGAAGAAGAAAAUAAAGAUAAAAAAAGAAAACCGAAAAUACAAAUCAGUGAGCCAAAAAUGUGGAAGAAUAAUCAGAGAUCAAAAAUCAAACAAAUGAGGACAAGAUGCAAUUAAGAUGAAACUAACUAACAUGAAAGAAUACGCUUCUCUAUAUUGUAGUAGGAAGAGACUUUUUUAUCGAGCUAAAACUUAUCUUACUCAUCUCGCUGACGUCGCGGGAAACGCUAACCUUUACGGAAAAAACACACAAUACAAAACUAUCUAGAAAUAGGACAUCUUUUAGAGCAAGUUUUUAUUUCUUUCUUUUUUAACUAUUAAUUUUAGUUACAUUUCUUAUUAGUGGUAACAAUUCUUAAAAAUUAUACACACACACUCACCUUGAUAAGUAACACCCACAAAUUAAAAAAAAACACGUAAAAUGUCGAAAAGAAGCAUAGUCCCCCUUUACUUUUAAACAAACAACAAAAAACACAACUAGAUGUGAACCUAAGAAGCACACACAACCCCACAAAAAAUUUAAAAAAAAAAUCAAAAAGGCAACCCUGUUGAUUGAAAAAAAAUCCGUUUGCAUUCGUCGUACGCUACCGCCGUCGUCGCAGCAGCAAGUAGUGUUUGGGUUUUGCAGAACUCGGAACUUGUAAAUACAUUACACGCGCAGAGUUAAAAGAAUAACUGGCACCACGAGCACGUCUGGUUAAUUAAUGAAAACUAAAAUAUGUGCACUCUGUCUGGAAGCAAGCAGCAAAACAGCAACAACAACAAACAAAAAAAAA
This is a messenger RNA of Culex quinquefasciatus (southern house mosquito), 3080 nucleotides long. RefSeq names its product probable protein phosphatase 2C T23F11.1. Gene Ontology annotation, molecular function: cation binding; protein serine/threonine phosphatase activity. The coding region runs from base 710 to 1858 and encodes 382 amino acids. Gene Ontology annotation, biological process: protein dephosphorylation. Lineage: Eukaryota; Metazoa; Arthropoda; Insecta; Diptera; Culicidae. The transcript is spliced from 3 exons. The record is from RefSeq and is a predicted model, not a curated record.